GAGUGGGCUUAUCAGGCCUUACAUGAUGAAGUGACGGCAUUCACAAAUAGGGCUAUCGUUCUUUGUUUGUUUGCCGCCUCAGCUGAACAAAGCUGAUGCACGCGAGCAGAAAAAGGAUAUGGGAGAAGCGUCUUGGUAAGCUUCACAUGAUGGGUUGACGGAAUGCAAUGCACCCCCUACUUGUUGCAGCAAGGAGAAAAGAAGAAGAAGAAAUGUCUGAUCUUUUCUCGGACUGCCGGCCCAAUUGUCUCUCGAAGAGAACACGAUUUGGGUUUGUCUCGGGCUGGCCAGGCCGAAAAAUGGCCUUUUGCGAGGGAAGAGAGACACGCACAUGAAAAAAGAGCGAUUCGUAAUAUGGCUUCUCCCUCUGGGUAAUAAGGCCGGGUAUAUUCGGUCAAUUUAUCAGUCCUUAUCAAGCGUGCGUGGGAAAUGGAAGGAUCAUGGAGAGGCGAGGGAAAAAAGUCGUACGAAAAAGAUCAGGGUUGGAAAUUGGCUGGCUUAUCAGGCCCCGUCCCAUCCCAGCGGAAAAGCGAGAAGAAAAAGUCGUCUGGAAAGAAAAAAAAUCGAUCCGCCCCUGCGCGCUGCGUGCGGCCUCACCGAUACUCAGCUGAUACUUGGCUCGCACAGCAAGAUGCGGUGCACUUGCAAGUUCUAUUGUUGUCGCUGGACUACUCCGGAUGCGGACUAGCGCUAUCUCGAACCCACUUGCACAUGCGAAAAAGUCUGGCUGGACCUUAUCUCGAGGUACCUUGUAUCUAUUUCUGGCGCUGCUCUUGCCUGAUUCAUUUUUUUCUGUUCCCAGGGUUUCGCUGCCAUUGCUCUUUCCCUGAAGAAGGUGAUGCUAUGGUUGGCUCAGAUAAAGAGAAGGAAGGAACAGACCGUGGUAAAAAUAGAAAGAGAAGAAGAAACAAAAUAGAAAUUGACCGCUACGUAGACGAGCCCAUCAUCGUCAACAUCAUUUUCUCUCUCUCUCGUCUCUCUUAUCUUUUGCCUUUCUCCUUCAUGCCUCUCAGAGCAAUGCAGAUUUGCGCCGCGCUUCGAACUAAGCCCUUAGCCCCAGCAAUCCACAACCUUCGCCCCAUGAUAACAGCCGUGAGAUGGUAUACUCGUCCACAAGCCACGCCCCCUCCAAUGAGCCCACCCCCAAUCAUCUGCUCGGGCCUCUCCUCCAGCAGAGGCUCGGACGACGCACCCCUGGUGUCUUAUCUCUGGCCUCAACGGGCCCUGUCUGGGGUAAUUGACUCCAGUAUGGGCGCCAGGGCUGUGCUGCUGAGGGCAAAAAUGGAAGAGGCGUGGCGGUCCUUGACAUGGGCCCAGCGGUUUUGGUCGCGGCUGGUCGCCGUGCUGUCGAAAUCGGGGACAGAAUCCGCUGCUCCCUGCGAGAUUGACGGUGAUGCGAGUAUAUACAACACAACUUAGCCUGUUUGUUAUCUCUAGGCCUCUCCUCCGUCUCUCCUCCUAUCUCUGUCUGCUCGGCUAUCCUUUCCUCCUUCUCAUCUUUCUUCCUCUCUCCUGCACGCCUUAUCUCCAGUUGAGCCAGACGUUACCCUCAAAGGCAUCUCACUUCUGCAACCUUAUCAUAACACU
Trichoderma asperellum CBS 433.97 is the source of this 1587-nucleotide messenger RNA. The record is from RefSeq and is a predicted model, not a curated record. Lineage: Eukaryota; Fungi; Ascomycota; Sordariomycetes; Hypocreales; Hypocreaceae.